GCCGGCCGAGGGGAAACAGACACACACGUCACAGCAGAAGUGUUAGAGUUAAAAUUUCAUGCAAGCCCCACCUCCUCUGCUCACAGGAAACCCCGCGUGUGCAUGCCGAAAUCCCCAACGCAGCCAACAGACGGACAGAGACGGGCCCCAGCUACAGCAAGAGUAAGGUGACAGAACACAACAGGAAACUGAUCGAGAAGAAUCAAGGUGUGACUGGUUGAAAGAGGCAGCAGCAGAAGAAGAUAAACCUCUGGCAUGAGAAGAGGAUGAGAAGGGAGUGUGCUCUACUGAUUUCUCACCCCACUGGCUUCCGAUGCUGAGACGACGCAGGGCUCGAGGACAGAGCAGCACACACGUGGAGGGGCCCCCGGGUGCUCACGGCUAGCUUUUUGGGUGCCGUUACGUGAUGCCAGAUGUCAUUUCAGGAUGGAAAAACUCUUACACCCCGACAACCCACAGACUGAUGAUUCACAGCAGAUAGAAUAACGUUUCCAGCAGCAAGUUUCGAAGGACCGAAACCGUCGAGACGUGAAAGCAGCGCAACCGGAGACGGCUUGACCGGUGUCGGACGGCUCCUGCUCGCCGUGAAGGACGGCAUGGAAACUCAGACGAAGCGCCCGGCGGGCCGCCGGCAGCUGCCCUGAUAACAAGCUUCCAGCAGGUUGGCGAGACCUCCCCGACAAUGAACGGCAGCUGCCAUGACGUGGACGACCUGAAGACCUACCUGCACCACAUCUACGCCGUGGUCUACAGCGUGAUCCUGGCGCCGGGCCUGCUGGGCAACGUGCUGGCGAUCUGGGUGUUCAGGGUCUACAUCAAAGAAACCAAGAAGGCCGUGAUGUUCAUGAUGAACCUGGCUGUGGCCGACCUGCUGCAGGUGCUCUCCCUGCCUCUGCGGAUCUACUAUUACCUGAACGACACCUGGCCCUUCGGUCUCCCCCUCUGCAUGUUCUGCUUCUAUCUCAAAUACGUCAACAUGUACGCCUCCAUCUACUUCCUGGUGUGCAUCAGCGUGCGGCGCUGUCAGCUCAUCAAGUGCCCGCUGCGGUACGACUCCUCCAAGCGGAAAGGGGACGCCUGGGUGUGCGGGGUGGGCUGGCUGCUGGUCUGCCUCUGCUGCCUGCCUUUCCCUCUGCUAAGGAACCCCAGCUCUGAACCGACGGGUUCCAACAGCUCCAUGCGCUGCUUCUCCGAGCUGCCCCUGAGGACGGUCAGCACUCCGGCCGUCUGGGCCCUGCUGAUCGCGGCCGAGCUGCUGGGCUUCGUCAUCCCCCUGGUCCUGGUGCUGGCCUGCGCGUUGAUGACGGCCGGCAGCCUCCGGCGGGCGACGGCCAGGGCCACGCCCGACCGAGGGGAGAGGCGGAAGGCGCUGAAGAUGGUGCUGGGCUGCGCGGCGGUCUUCCUGGUGUGCUUCGCGCCAUACCACGUCACCAUGCCCCUGGACUUCCUGGCCAAGGCCAACGCGCUGGGCGACUGCUAUCUGAGGAAGCUGGUGCUGCGCAGUCACCCCGUCAUGCUCUGCCUGGCCAGCUUGAACUGCAGCCUGGACCCGCUCAUGUAUUACUUCACCACCAACGAGUUCUGGAGACGACUGAGCAAGCCGGACAUACCGGAGGGCAUGACCUUAAACAGGCGCCUGUCCUGCAUUAGCGGAGAGCAGCUGGACGAGGACUAGACCAGCGUCUCCUGGCCGAGUCGAAGCCCUCGAGCGCCUCAGGCGUCGGAGGGAGGUUCAAAAUGUGAUUCUUGUUUUUCUUAUUUAUUUGUGAAUUUAGAAAAAUGUUUCUACAUAAAGAGAUUUAUUUAAAUGACCAGAGGAGGGUGGUGGUCUCUUGUAAGUAUCCGGAAAGCCAGAGGGAGGAACCAAAGCUCUGAACUCUUGAUCGCAUCUCAGGGAUAACACACACGUUAUUGGGGAAACAGUUAAGUGAUGGUUUUCCCAAAAAAGAAAUCAAACUUGCCAAAGCUGUCAGUAGGUAAAGAAAAGUAACUUUA
Molecule: messenger RNA, 1995 nt
Organism: Menidia menidia (Atlantic silverside)
Lineage: Eukaryota; Metazoa; Chordata; Actinopteri; Atheriniformes; Atherinopsidae
Source: the annotation of a GenBank genome assembly